Oncorhynchus kisutch (coho salmon) is the source of this 5253-nucleotide messenger RNA. RefSeq names its product major facilitator superfamily domain containing 14Bb (gene slc71a2b). Gene Ontology annotation, cellular component: membrane. The transcript is spliced from 12 exons. Gene Ontology annotation, molecular function: transmembrane transporter activity. Bases 198 to 1616 code for a protein of 472 amino acids. NCBI's taxonomy places the organism in Eukaryota, Metazoa, Chordata, Actinopteri, Salmoniformes, Salmonidae. The record is from RefSeq and is a predicted model, not a curated record. Gene Ontology annotation, biological process: transmembrane transport.
GUCAUGACGUAAAUUCAGAAUCUGACAGAAAAACUCACAACAGUUUACUCAGUCCGGGUAAUAGUCAUAAUCAUUAAGACAAACUGGAAGAGACGGAUGUAUCUAAGAAUAUUACACAGCAUGGACUUUAUGUAAAUAUCGUUACAGCAAGAUGUGAAUUGACCCAGGAGAAAAUACCGACUGAGACCAAAGACGACAUGUUGGUUCGAAACAUGAGAGAUGGGACCCCUCACACCACCGGCCGUGCCAAGGUGUCCCAUGCAGUUGUGGUCAUCUUUCUAGAGUUCUUUGCUUGGGGGCUGCUUACAACACCAAUGCUGACUGUUCUUCAUGAAACAUUCCCCCAGCACACAUUUCUCAUGAAUGGUCUGAUUCAAGGUGUUAAGGGGUUGCUGUCUUUCCUGAGUGCCCCUCUGAUAGGUGCCUUAUCAGAUGUUUGGGGCAGGAAGUCCUUCCUGCUGGUUACAGUGUUCUUCACCUGUGCCCCAAUCCCCCUAAUGAGGAUAAGCCCAUGGUGGUAUUUUGCCAUGAUAUCAGUCUCUGGCGUCUUCGCUGUGACUUUCUCUGUAAUAUUUGCAUAUGUUGCUGACAUCACUGAAGAACAUGAAAGAAGCACCGCAUAUGGACUGGUGUCAGCAACGUUUGCCGCCAGUUUGGUCACGAGUCCCGCCAUCGGUGCCUACCUUUCUGCAAAUUACGGCGACAGUUUGGUGGUGCUAGUGGCCACUAUCAUCGCAGUGGUGGAUAUCGCCUUUGUCCUUUUGGUCGUGCCAGAAUCUCUCCCAGACAAAAUGAGACUGACGUCCUGGGGGUCGCCUAUCUCCUGGGAGCAAGCUGACCCCUUUGCUUCUCUUAGGCGAGUGGGAAAGGACCCGACAGUGUUGCUUAUAUGUGUCACAGUGUUCCUGUCCUACUUGCCAGAGGCAGGCCAGUACUCCAGUUUCUUCCUCUACCUGCGACAGGUUAUUGAAUUCUCGCCUGCGGCAAUUGCUGCUUUUAUAGCAAUGGUCGGGAUCCUCUCUAUUAUCGCUCAGACAUUGCUCUUAACCUAUUUUAUGAGAACUAUCGGGAAUAAAAACACAGUGUUACUUGGACUGGGGUUUCAGCUGUUCCAGUUAGCCUGGUAUGGCUUUGGAUCAGAACCAUGGAUGAUGUGGGCUGCGGGUACAGUCGCAGCCAUGUCCAGUAUCACCUUCCCUGCAGUCAGUGCUUUGGUGUCCCGGAUAGCAGCCUCUGAUCAGCAAGGAUGUGUCCAGGGAAUGAUUACGGGUAUCAGAGGCCUAUGCAAUGGGCUGGGUCCAGCUCUGUACGGCUUCAUAUUCUUCCUGUUCAACGUGGAGCUGAACGAGCUUGACCCUAUGACAGGAAGAAACAAAAGCACAUCUCAGGAGCCCAGCGAGAAACCGACCAUUCCCGGUCCACCCUUCCUGUUCGGAGCCUGUUUAGUGUUGCUGGCUCUCCUUGUGGCCAUCUUCAUCCCUGACCACCACAGUAUGGCAGUGAAGACCUACACGGACACGCGCAAAAUCAGCACCAGCAACAACCUCCAGAGUUUAAACCCCCUGCCUGCCAGCGAAGAGGACAUAGAGCCUCUCCUGCAGGACAGCAGCAUGUGACUGUCUGAAAGAGACUCCAACAUGAGCCCCCCUAAUGGCCCCUAAACUACAACCUCAACCAGCAGCAGCCGACAUGGAGCCAUGCAGGGUAUAUCCUUCAACCACGUUGAACACAGUUCUGUUUCUACGAUUAGGGAUCGGUCUUUUGUCCAGCGAGAUGGUUUUAUCGUUUACUGUGAUUUUACAUUGCGACAAGGACAGAAACACUUCUUAAUGCACCGGGUUGAGUGACAAUGUGUUUUGGUGUCAAACAUUGGCCUAGACAGUGUUUGUGGAGUUGAAGAGAUGACCGUAAGCUCUGCUGGUUUCUCAUAUGCUUAAAGAACCCCCCCUCCUAUUAAUGGGUUUAAAAUGCCAAUCAAUGCCCACUCCAGCUUUAUGUUAAUAAAAUAUUGACCUGUAUCUCAUCAAAGUUACUGUGCAAUCUAGAUUGUAAACGGAUUGAUGUAUAGUUAGGUAAAUACACUACAUGACAAAGUAUGUGGACACCUGCUCUUAGACCAUCUCAUUCCAAAAUCAUGGGCAUUAAUGUGGAGUCCCCCCCCCCCCCCCCCCCCCCUUUGCUAUAACAACCUCCACUCUUCUGGGAAGGCUUUCUACUAGAUGUUGGAACAUUGCUGCGGGGACUUGCUUCCAUUCACCCACAAGAGCAUUAGUGAGGUAGGGCACUGAUUCAUCCCAAAGGUGUCAAAACAAAUUUUAUUUGUCACAUACACGUGUUUAGCAGAUGUUAUUGCGUGUGUAGCGAAAUGCUAGUGUUUCUAGCUCCAACAGUGCAGGUGUUUGAUGGGGUUGAGGUCAGGGCUCUGUGCUCGCCAGUCAAGUUCUUCCACACCGAUCUCGACAAACCAUUUCUGUAUGGACCUCACUUUGUGCACAGGGGCGUUGUCAUGUUGAGUCGUUGUUGCUCCAAGAUGUUUCCACUUCACAUAGUUGACCGGGGCAGCUCUAGCAGGGCAGAAAGGUUGCAUCCUAUGACUGUGCCACGUUGAAAGUCACUGAGCUCUUCAGUAAGGACAUUCUACAGCCAAUGUUUGUCUAUGGAGAUUGCAUGGCGGUGUGCUUGAUUUUAUACACCUAUCAGCAAUGGGUGUGGCUGAAAUAGUCGAAUCCACUAAUUUGAAGGGGUGUCCACAUGCUUUUGUGUAUAUAUAGUGUAUGUACCUUAAAGGUGAUGCAAUUUAUUAUAAAUGCUGUGCCAUAUAUUAUUUUUUAUUUUUGCCUUUUGUCAUGCAUUGUUGAAUCAGCCGAGUGAGACUUGACUUGGACUUGAAUGUUACAGAAAUAGUUGCUGAAAGAGUUGAACAUGACAUUCCAAAUAUGCCUAUCCACCAUACAAAUCCCAACCGGAGUAUAUUGUCAGCUACCUCAAAUUUUUACCUCUUCAUAAGAUGUAAAUUAAAGACAAAUCUUGGCCCCCUGAUUUGGUAUAGCUUCUCAUAACCUUUAAAAACUAAAUCAUCACUUUUACAGGAACUGUUACCUUUUACAUCUGUGUGUUAGUUCUUAUGUUGCAUAAAGGUCUGGUGGGAUUGUGGCUACCCGUGACAUUAAUGGAUUAACUUGAGACCCACAGUACAGUUGUACUCCUCAGUUUUUAACUUGAGACUUUAACAUUUUAACUGCCAAUCCUGAAUUGAAAUUAAAACCGUGAUAAUGGCAUAUUGUGGUACUUUAAAAAUGUAUUUUCAGAGUACAGUUGUUUGGCCUCAUAACUAUUGCAACUAGUUGGAAAGUGUUUUUUUGUGGUAUGGUACAGGUAACUGUCAAAAUAAAGGAUACACUUGAGUAAAUUAGGGUUCUGGCCAUUCUGUUAUGGUGCAUUUUCCUGGUAUGGUUUAGUUCCACUCGACCUCUUUAGAGGACAAGGUAAACACCAAUGAAUACACAGCCAUUGAGUGAUCACCUUCAACCUAUGGUGAAUCCUUUCUGUCCUGAUGGAAGUGGUCUCUUCUAGGAUGACAAUGCCCCCAUCCACAGGGCACGAAUGGUCACUGAAUUUUUUGCUGAGCAUGAAAACGAUUUAAACCAUAUACCAUGGCCGUCUGUUACCAGAUCUCAACCCAAAUGAACACUUAUGGGAGAUUCUGGAGCGGAGCGUGAGACCACGUUUUCCACCACCAACAAAGCACCAAAUUAUGGAUUUUCUCGUGGAAGACUGGUGUCGCAUGUAGUUCCAGACAGUUGUAGAAUAUAUUGUAUGCCAAGGUGCAUUGAAGCUGUUCUGGCGUGGUGACCCAAUGACCUAUUAAGACACUUUGUUGGUGUUUCCUUUAUUUUAGCGGUUUCCUGUAUCUAUUAUGACCCCAGACUGAAUGGAGACCAAGAUGUUGCUCUGUCAGAUCUUAAGAUUUUUUUAAUGUUGCUCUCUCAAAGAUAGUUGGUGUAAAAAAACACAUUACAACCUAUAUUUUUGCAUACAAUCAUAACUAACCUGUAAAAGUGGAAUUUAGUGUUACAUUUUCCAUGUUGUGUACUGUAUUAAUUUUGCCAGCAGGUUUGAAUCUAACUUAUGACAUAUCUCAUGUUGAUGAAACAGUAUGAAUCUGUUCAAUAACUUAUGCAAGAAAGUCUUGGACUUUCGUAAUGCAGAACUUUGUAUAUUUUAAGAACAAGGUUAAUAUAUUUAGCCAUUGUUAUUGCUAAAGAAAACGAUUCAAUUAUGCAGUUAAAAUACUUAUUUCUACAUGGAUGAGUCAUUUACUCAACUAUUGCAGUGUAAAUUAUGCAUUCAUUCUGAGUAUUGCACCUUAAUUUCAAUGAAUAUGUGUGCCUAAAAAUAUAUGUUUAAUAUACUGAACAAAAAUAUAAGCGCAACUUGCAACAAUUUCAAAGAUUUUACUGAGUUACAGUUCAUGUCAGGAAAUUAGUCAAUGGAAAUGAAUUCAUUCGUCCCUAAUCUAUGGAUUUCAUAUGACUGGGCAGCGGUGCAGUCAUGGAUGGGCCUUGGAGGGGAUAGGCCCACCCAAUGGGGAACUAGGCACAGGCAUUCAGAAUGACUUUUUCUCCACAAAAUGGUUUUAUUACAGACUGUAAUAUUUCUAACCCCCUACAGUUUUGAGGCCGGUUGGACUCACUUCCAAAUUCCCCUAAAACGACGUUGGAGGCAGCUUAUGGUAGAGAAAGUAACAUUCAAUUAUCUGACAACAGCUCUGGUGGACAUUGCUGUAGUCAGCAUGCUCCCAACAAACUUGAGACAUCUGUGGCAUUGUGUUGUGGGACAAAACUGCACAUUUUAAAGUGGCCUUUUAGUGUCCCCACCACAAGUUGCACCUGUGUAAUGAUCAUGCUGUUUAUUCAGCUUCUUGAUAUGCCACACCUGUCAGGUGGAUGGAUUAUCUUAGCAAAGGAGAAAUGCUCAAUUACAGGAAUGUAAACAAAUUUGUGCACAAAAUUUGAGAGAAAUACGCUUUGUGCAUAUGGAACUUUUCUGGGAUUUUUUUUAUUUCAACUCAUGAAACAUGGGACCAACACUUUACAUGUUGCGUUUUAUAUUUUUGCUCAAUCUAUUUUGAGGUCUUUUUUUAAAAUGAUGUUGAAUUAUUUCUUCAUGGGUUGUGCAUUUGUAAUAGCUUUGUUUUCUCUUAAAUCAUAAUUCUGAAUAAUAUCUACAAUAAUAAAGACAUGUAUAGCCAUU